Trypanosoma grayi is the source of this 2742-nucleotide messenger RNA. RefSeq lists its product as hypothetical. The record is from RefSeq and is a predicted model, not a curated record. NCBI's taxonomy places the organism in Eukaryota, Euglenozoa, Kinetoplastea, Trypanosomatida, Trypanosomatidae. The transcript has a single exon. The coding region runs from base 1 to 2742 and encodes 913 amino acids.
AUGACGAUCCUUUUGACGCCAGUUCCUUCAAACUCCUUCCGCUCGUGGAAAGUCAUGGGUGGUGGUCUCGAGCAAGAGCUGUGCGUGCAGGAGCGCACCGCCGAGGGGCUCGCGAAGAACAAACGCUUAGGACACCGACUGUUGUACCGCCCCACAGACUUCACACGGUACCGUAUCAUCCACUCGCGCAACCCGGUGGAUUAUGACCCCAGUGCGGUGAAGCGAGACGCAGAUCAAAAGGCUGAGGAAAGCGUGCUACGGGUGGUUUUGGCUGUUGCCGACAGUUUUGAGGAAAUCAUGGAAGAUUGGGAAAAGGUUAGGGUGAACUGGGGAAAGUGCGUGCAAAAUGGUUCCAGCACUUCAGAGGCACUGCCUGCUGUCUGUGGCACCUCGCUUACAGUAGAAAAACCAAAGGUGCCGUAUCAAUCGAACAGCGUUGAAACCUCCGCCGAUCCGGCGGCAGGCAGCUGCAACGGAAACGCAACUGCAUCCGAUCACCUCGAGCUGACCCCCACGAAAAAGCAAAUUUCAAGCAGGUCUCCACAAGAGUCACUGGACGCCUACGAUUUGUGUCUUAUUCGCAUCAUAGGUCUCUGGCAAUGGCGGUGCCCAGUCGAGACACUUGUGUAUAUGGUGGUGGUAACACUUAGUUGGUGGUGUGGCGUGCUGUGCUGGCCAGUGUUGUGCCUCGUCACAAUUUGUGCCGGGCUGCCGUGGCACGGGUGUCCUCUGAAGAGUGACGAGCAGGCGGAGGGGGCACGUACACUGCAGCAGCUUGAGGAGUUGUUAGGCUGGCGUAGCCCGCGCGGCGUGGUGUCGUCAUUCGCCACAGUGGUGCUGCUGGAGUAUGUCGCAGCGAUGGCAAGACCGGGGUGGCGGUGGGCGCAUGUAGUGGAGUGCGCCGUACCGCCCGUUCUGAUCGUGUCGCUUUUGCACACCGGCCUGCGCCACCUGCAGCGGUGGGCAACGGCGUAUUCGCAGCCCACCGCAACCGAGCCACCUGCUGUUAAAGUACUGGCCAACUCACUCCGACAAUCCGGUACGAAGGAGGAGGAGGAGAAAACAGAGGAAGAAAUCAAAUCUGUCGUCGGGGAUAUUGCCGAAGCUCCGCUGUCUCCGCUAAAUGCACGCGAGACGGCCCUCCGGGACGAAAUUUCACCCGAAGGACCUUUCUCACUUAUUGUUCGACUCCCCAUUGAGUUCGCUGCGGAGUCAAGGGGUUGGGGAAAGCGCCAUGUUCGGCAAGAUGGCCUCGUGAUUUGGGAAAAAACAAGCGAAUACUCAAAGAAUAAGGCGGUUCUUAUUACAGGGAACGUCCUAAAUGCGAACGUAGGUAGUUUGCAGGAGCUUCUCCUUGACGAUCCUAAUUUUGAGGACCGAAAGACAACCUAUGCCUAUAAAUACGACAAACUGCUCUCUGGACGGGCACUUGUGAAAACUCUGGGUAGAAACGAGUUCAUCGUGCUGACGCGCUACAGUUCCCCGGCUUGGGGCGCCGCACCGCGUGAAGUGCUGAGCUGCAUCAGUACCGCCAACCUAUUAACACCAGCACAGCAAGAAGCACUUGGAUUGCGACAGGCUAGCAGUGCUAACGCACAUGGAAGAGAAUUGUUGGCCUUUGCGCAGUGUGGAAUCCAUUGCCCACAGGACGCCGUCUUGCUUCCACCUUCACUGGCUUCGCGCCAACACCAACGGGCGGUGGCACAUAUCUACCUCAUCAUGGGUCUUGAGGAGGCAGAUGGAUCUUUGACACUCCGCCUCUGUUUUGAUGUAGACCCUGGAGGUCAUGCUAGUAGUUUGCAGGCCUUUGCAAACAAGCAGCAUAUUUUAAAAGCUGCGGCCAUCGCGAAUCUCAUCGCCGAAAUCGGACCAAAGCCGAAUAAGGUGCUCCCGUAUGUCAAUUCAAGGGACUUUUCCCCCCUUCUGUACCGUCAACCCUCUGUAGUGGGUGCAAUGUCAAGUGUCAAGGCUGCAACAGGAGACCACAAGGAGGUAGCAUCACCCACCCCGAUUGUCACCACCACCAGCACCACCGCUCCACUAGCCAAAGGCACUGACCCAGAAGUUGCGAGGAUAGCAAAACGUUUUGUUCAGGAACUCCUGCUGCUCGGGUGGGAGUUGCAAUCAGACAAGAAUGCUAUCUCGCUUUGGACAACGAAGACGGCGUGGACUGACAAGAAAGCAGUGAAGACGGUCACUUUCGUCCCUGGUGUGGCACUGGGGGAUGUAGAUGUGGUCUUGAACGAUCUGGGCCUUGCGGCAAAGCUGGACAAAAGCAUCAAGAAGAAAACUGAGGUCAAAACAGUAACUGCGGCAGUCAAGGUGUUCCAUACAACAUUCCUUUCGCCCAUGUGGGGCGUCGCCGCUCGCGACAUGGUGACGCGCGUGGUCAUGUCGUACUACCCGAGCCCGGCCGACUGUGCGACAAUUGGUCUCCCUAGUGUGGACGAGGCGGUGCAACGGCCCAUCUUCUUACACGUUGCAGAGGACGCUUCAGAGGAAGUGCCAAAGAGUAAGGAGUAUCAAAGGGGUCGUGUGUUUUCGUUUGGUGUGCUGGCGGAGGAAGUCACUGAAGAAAAUGGUGUCAAGGGUGUUAGGCUGACGCGGUGUGCGGCGGUUGACCCUGGUGGCUCUCUUCCCACCGCGAUCGUUGACGCCGCGGUGACACUACAGAUUGAAAAUACCCUUCGGCUCGUGGAGAUUAUAAAGCAGCACGCGACUGCUACAUCCAGCACUGGAUAA